Prunus dulcis (almond) is the source of this 819-nucleotide messenger RNA. RefSeq names its product late embryogenesis abundant protein 1. The transcript has 2 exons. The coding region runs from base 10 to 819 and encodes 269 amino acids. The record is from RefSeq and is a predicted model, not a curated record. Lineage: Eukaryota; Viridiplantae; Streptophyta; Magnoliopsida; Rosales; Rosaceae.
GUCAACUCCAUGGCUAAGAAUCUCAUCUUCAACCUUUCAAAAUCUUUUCCUCAAAGCCCUUCAGCACUGUCUCCCAGAUAUUCCUCCCGCAAAGUCUCAAGGGUCUGCUUCAAUACCUCUGCCUCCAAAUACUCGGAGGGUCGAAAUGCUCCGGAAGAUCAUAGGGAUUCAAGGACAGACUGGGCCUACGAUGACAAGAAGUGGAGGAACGAGGGGUCCGUCGACGCAAAUAACAGAGGAAAAGAUCCAGCGGAGGAAAUGAUAGACAGGACCAAGGACUAUACCCAUGAAACGAAGGAGAGGACAAAGAGCGCAGCGGAGGAGGCGAAAGAGGGAACAAACAGAGCAGCCAAGACAGCAGAGAGCGCCAAGGAGAAAGCAAAACAGUACGCCUACGAAACAAAGGAGAAGACGAAACACGUGGCGGGAUCUGUAGCUGAGAAGGCCAAAGAGGGGACGUAUAAGGUGGCGGAGACGGCGGCGAGCGCGAAGGAGAAGGCGAAGGAGAUGAAGGAGAAAACAGAGGAUGUGGCCGAAACGGUGGCGGAUAAGGUGAAGGAGGGGACGAGCAAGGUGGCAGAGACGGCGAAGGACAAGUUGAAGGGGGAGUGGGGGGCGGCGAAGGAGACGGGGAAGAAGAUUAAGGAGACUGUGGUGGGGAGUACUUCAUCUGAUUCUGAUGAUGAGGUGGAGGUGGUGCAUGAGAAGGUUGUGGAUGAUUAUGUGGAGGUUGUGGAAGUUUUGGAUGAGAAGGGGAAUGUUGUGGAUGUUAGGAGGCGGAUUCGCAAGCCUGAAGAUGAUGAUGUGAAGAAAUGUUGA